Rhizophagus irregularis DAOM 181602=DAOM 197198 is the source of this 1271-nucleotide messenger RNA. RefSeq lists its product as uncharacterized. The record is from RefSeq and is a predicted model, not a curated record. Gene Ontology annotation, biological process: NAD+ biosynthetic process. Lineage: Eukaryota; Fungi; Glomeromycota; Glomeromycetes; Glomerales; Glomeraceae. Gene Ontology annotation, molecular function: nicotinate-nucleotide adenylyltransferase activity; nicotinamide-nucleotide adenylyltransferase activity.
AAAAAAAAACUGGGUUUGCAAAAUGUUAUCAAAUAAUUCAGAAUCACAUUUAACUCCAACAACAAAACUUUUAACAAAUUUAUCACAAUUAAAAUCUGAAACUCCUUCAAAAACGCCUGUAGUAUUAUUAACAACUGGAUCGAUGAAUCCUAUUCAUAAACAACAUUAUAAUAAUUUUGAGAUAGCUAAAAGAGAAUUAGAAUCGCGAUUAUCACAAGUUAAAGUUAUAGCAGGAUUCAUAUCACCUUCACAAGAUUGUUAUGUUUUUGGUAAAUUAGGUAAAUAUGCUAUUUCAAUAGAUAAACGAAUUGAAAUGUGUAAAUUAGCUGUAAGUGAAUCAGAUUGGAUUGAUGUUGAUUUGUGGGAAUCAAAAUCAAAAAAAAGUGGUCUAAAAUUUAUUGAUUAUUGGGAAGUUUUAUAUAGGUUGUCAAAAUUUCUUAAUGAACACGAUGAAAUUAAUUGCAACAUCAAAGUUUUCUAUUUAUGUGGAAGUGACCAUUUUAUGAAAACUGGUAUUUCUCAUACUCUAUUGAGACAUCAUGGUUUUAUUAUUGUUGGUAGGAAUGAAGAUGAUGGUUGGAUAAGAAAUAUUGAAAAUGAUCUAAAUCGUAUUUUUGAUGAAAAUGCUUGGAAAGAAUCUGUAGUGGUUAUCAAUGGAGAGGACAAUAAUAAUAUUAGUUCCACAACGAUAAGAAAAGAAUUAAUUCAUAAUCUAAGUGAUUGGGAAGAUUUAUGUGAUCCAAAAGUUGUAGAAUAUAUAAAGAAAAAUAAAAUUUUAACAUUAGGUUAAAUAAGAUAAGAUAAUUAUAUAUUGUUAUUGGAGCUUCAUCUCACUGAUCUCAGUGAUAAAUUGACCCUCCUUACCCAAUAAACACCUUGGAAAAUUGUUUUAUUAAUAUAUUAAUAUAUAUCAUUUCUUCAUAAUACUAACUAUAUUAGGAUCAAGACAACAAUUAUUCUCUAGUACUUUCCUAGUCAUAAGUAGAAUAUCCCGCAUCCAAACAAAUAAUCUAGUAUAUAGCUUAAAACUUUCCUUUUUCAUAAAAGUAUUCGCAAAAUCGGAAGCUUGUCAACUUGAUUCUUAAUAAUAAUUUCUGCCUGAUCGCGUUUCACCAUCAAAUAAGAGUCAGCUUCUUUUCUUUACAAAUGUGAUUAAUGAUUUGUAAUAAGAGCUUACACGAUAAUCAAAAAAAAAUUUUAAAUUUAUUUAAAAAAAAAUAUAUUACAAAUAAAAAUACUAAUAAAUAAAUAAAAGGCUAAAAAAAAUUAUA